AUGGCGUGGAGCCUGCCCAACGCCGAGCGCUACGCCCUGCAGUACGUGGACGGGCGGCAGACCUACAUCACCGAGUCGAACCGUGGGGAGAUUAAGAACGGAAGCAUUUUACGGCUGACCACCUCCCCGGACCAAGAAGCAGAGAGGUUAUACAGCGGGAUCCAGAGCAACAACUCAGAUGUGAAGACUGACUCACUGAAGAAGCUUGCAAGCCUCUCCCAAGACGUUACCUUUGCUCAGGAGUUCAUCAACAGGAAUGGCUUGAAACAAAUCUUCCACAUUGUGGAAGAAGGGAAUGCCACAGGGGAGAUGUUAGCUCACACCCUGAAGGCCUUCAUGGAGCUGAUGGAGCAUGAUUUUGUUUCCUGGGAGACUCUCAGUGCAGCCUUCAUCAAGAAGAUAGUGAGUUACGUCAAUAUGAAUGCUGUGGACGCAUCUGUCCAGCAGCUCUCCUUGUCUAUCCUGGAGAACAUGGUGCCUACCAGCCGCCUCCUCUUUGAGCUAGUCAAAAAAGAAGUGACGCUGGAUCGUCUCCUCACCCACCUGCAGGUGACGAACGCCCAGCUGCAGCUGAAGGCGAUGGCCCUGCUCAUUGCGCUGCUGCUGGCAGCGACCGACGCCGAGCGGCAGGACAUGAUGGACUACUUGAGGCAGAAGAACAUCAGGCAGUUCAUCCACAAGAACAUCAUCCACAGCUCGGAGCCGCUGGGGGACGAGAUGGCCCAUUACCUGUACGUGCUGCAGUCCGUCAGCCUCAACCUCUGCGAGCGCCGCAUGAGGACUCCCAUGGACCCCUACUCACAGGAACAGCGGGAGCUCCUCCAGUCUCUGCGCCAAACUGCCUUCGAGUCGGAGAGCGAGGUGCCUGCCAGCAGCUUCAGCACGGAGCGCCGGCGAUCCCUGUGCGCCAAGGAGUUCCGCAAGCUGGGCUUCGUGAACAACAGCAACCCAGCAGAGGACCUGCGCCGCGCCCCACCGGGGCUCCUUGCCCUCGACAACAUGCUGUACUUCUCCAGGCACACCCCCAACGCCUACAGCAGGUUUGUCCUCGAGAACAGCAGCCGGGAAGACAAACACGAGUGCCCCUUCGCUCGAAGCAGCAUCCAGCUCACCCUGAUCCUCUGCGAGAUCCUGCACGUUGGAGAGCCGUGCUCGGAGACGGCUCAGGCCUUUUACCCUAUGUUCUUCGGGCAGGAUCAUUUCUUUGAAGAGCUUUUCUGCAUCUGCAUCCAGCUGGUGAACAAGACCUGGAAGGAGAUGCGUGCUACGCAGGAGGACUUUGCCAAGGUGCUGCAGGUGGUGCGGGAGCAGAUCACCAGGACCCUGGCCCUCAAGCCCACCUCUCUGGAACUAUUCAAGACCAGAGUGAACGCGCUGAACUACAGCGAGAUCCUGAAGCUGCGGCAGACGGAGCGGCUGCACCAGGAGGAGACGCUGGCUGUGCCCGUGCUGUGGGCAUUGCCCCGCUGCCUGGCUGCUCCUCGCCUGGCCCAGUGCCCGCUGGUCCCGUGGGACUGGGAGCUGUGGGAGUUCAGGCAGGGGCAUGUUCCCGUGGCGGACAUGAAGAUGCUGCUCGUGGGGAAGGAGUGUCCGCACAUGAAGGAGAAGAGCUCCGGGAAGCAGAACAAGCCCGACCCCCCCCCGCCCGUCCCAAAGCCCCCCAGCAACUUAAACUUCUGCUAUGACUUCAGCCACGCAGAGCAGUGA
This is a messenger RNA of Opisthocomus hoazin, 1707 nucleotides long. The record is from RefSeq and is a predicted model, not a curated record. NCBI's taxonomy places the organism in Eukaryota, Metazoa, Chordata, Aves, Opisthocomiformes, Opisthocomidae.